This is a messenger RNA of Lachancea nothofagi CBS 11611, 1479 nucleotides long. The record is from the annotation of a GenBank genome assembly. NCBI's taxonomy places the organism in Eukaryota, Fungi, Ascomycota, Saccharomycetes, Saccharomycetales, Saccharomycetaceae.
AUGGAUCCACAUAUUGGUGAUCGCCUUUCUGUUGCAGGUCAGCAUUGCACUGUCCGCUAUGUCGGAUUGAUACCUCAAUGGAAGGAUGAGAAAGCGAUAGGUGUAGAAUGGGAUGAUGAGAAUCGCGGGAAGCAUAGCGGUAUAGUUGGAGGAGUUGAAUACUUCAAGACUAAAGCCCCAAAAGCUGGCUCUUUUGUCAAAGAGGCAAAAGUGGCACGCCCGAUGAAAGACAGGAAGUCAUUCGUGGACGCCAUCUCCAAUGUCUAUUUUGAAGAGCCCGAAAGCUUUCAGGAUGUAUACUUUGGGUCCAAGAGAGCAGAGAUGUUUGGCCUAAAAGACCUGAAUGCGAGAAACCGAGAUAUCUUGCAGUUGGAAAGAAUAGAUCUUUCGAAAAGACAAAUAUAUUCAAGUGGCGAAGUAAGCAAGCUCAAUAAUCUUAAGUCAAAGCUCAAGAGGCUGAAGCAGCUGGAUAUCUCAUACAACUUAUUCACUGAUAUGAGAGAAGCACUUAGUAUUGUGCGUGGUAUCUCAAGUCUUACAAGCCUCGAUAUCAGCGGCAAUAAGUUUGCGAGCUUUGAACUUGACAGAGAAGAACAGGCACCAUUCAUUGAAGUAGUGAGUCUAAACUAUUGCAACAUGUCGGCUACGCUUAUCACUAAGGCACUUUCUCUGUUUCCUAACCUGAAAAUACUGAAUAUCAACGGAAAUGACCUUGAAGAGUUAUGCCUAGAUAGUCUUGCAUCCCCAAUGAUAGAAUUGAGCUUGUCUGAAAACAAGUUGAGGGAAAUACCGAGUUGUAUCAGCAAGUCGAACAUUCAGAAUGUGAAUCUGUCUUUUAACCCGAUAUUUGCUAUUUCACACACCGAUUACUCACAAACCACCAAUCUUGAUAUCUCCUAUUGUGAAUUCAGUACAUGGGAUAUUGUGGAUGAUCUUUGUAUUUGGUUUCCGAAUUUGAAGAGCCUUAGAAUCAACAACAAUCCCCUUACGUCAAAUGAAAAGGGGAAUGACGCAUACCUUCAACUUGUUGGUCGCAUUAGACAACUUGAGUACUUGGACGGUACGUUUAUCGCAGAGAAAACCAGAGGUGACUCCGAGCUUUACUUCAUGUCACGAGUGUCUAAGGGUUUAGCCAGGAUUGAUGAAAAAGGGCAACAGUGGAAGUAUCUAAUCGAAAAACAUGGUCAAAUUGUUCGGAAGGCUGAUACGGAAGAUAUAGCUUUAGGACUGCAGGUUUUGAGACUCAAAAUAUUCUUCGAAAGCAAAGAAGUUCAAAUAGUUCACGCAUUACCCUGUUAUUCCGUAAGAUACUUAAAAACUGUCAUAUCGAAUCUCAUUUCCUUGCCAAUACUCGAUUUCAAGCUGAAUUACGUUUCAUUAAAUGGUGUUAUACAAGAGUUCAAUUUCGAGUUCUCACCAAUAAGUAUGUACAAUUUGAACAAUGAUGGUAGAAUUUGUGUAAUUAAGACCACUGGCUAG